CAAAACAUUGAAGGGGGAAUCACUUUAGAGUGGCAGUCGGGAAUUGUCGUCUGUGAUUGACCUGUAAAUUGACUAGUCGUGCCAUUUUGAAUUAGUAAUUAGGUCAAAAUGGAAGUGGAUAAACACCUGAGUCCCUUCGUGUAUUGGGCGCAGACUGAUUCGACCAUAACUCUGAGGAUCGAGUUGAGAAAUGUGCAAAGUCCAAAUGUAGAUCUCCAGUCUGACUCUUUAUCCUUCCUUGCUGUUGGGAAUGGAGCACAAGGUGAAAGAAAUUAUGGAUUAAACUUAAGGUUCUACAAAAGCAUUGAUACAGAUGCAAGCAGAUAUCGUGUUCUUGACCGCAAUGUAGAGUUUUCUCUAAAAAAGUAUAACUCAGAAUUUUGGCCAAGACUUCUUGAGGAUGCAAAGAAGCCAGCAUGGUUAAAGAUAGAUUUUGACAAAUGGACCCAUGAAGAAGACUUUUCUGAUGAAGCGCAUGACAUAAUGGAAGACCAUCCUGGACUUUAUGAGAAAAUUCAAGCUGAAGAAUUGGGUUGGCCAGCAAGAAGAGAGAGUGUUAAGAAUAUAUACUUAUUCUUGUACAACCUGUGGCAGUUCGUAGGUUUUAUUUAUAUUGUAUCAGUGCUGACGACAAGGUACAUAAAAGAUGGACCAGAUUCAAUGGAGGGAACAUACGCAGCAGUUGGAUGGAUGAUGAAAAUGUGUUUUACAACACAGUUCUUGGAAAUACUUCAUCCAAUGGUUGGAUAUACAAAAGGAUCUGUAUUUGAACCUCUUGUUCAGGUUGGUGGAAGAGGCAUAAUUUUCUUUUGCCUGAUCGAAGGGGAAGAACGAAUGCAGACAAAGCCAGUGAUAUUCUACUUGUUCAUUGUCUGGUCAUUUAUUGAAAUUGUAAGGUACCCAUAUUAUAUGCUUCGUGUGUACGACAUAAGCAUUGGCUUCCUGACUUGGCUGAGAUAUACUAUUUGGAUCCCAUUAUAUCCACUUGGCUUCAUUUGUGAAGGCAUUGUUAUUCUUAGGGAUAUCCCAUACUUUGAAGAAACUGGGAAGUACUCUGUAGCUUUACCCAACUGGUUUAACUUUAGCUUUCACUUCCCUACUCUUCUGAGAUGCUACCUGCUCUUCUUCUUCUUCCCAGCAAUGUAUAAGAUGAUGAACCACAUGUAUCACUUGAGGAUCAAGAAGAUCGGACCCAAGAGUUGGAAGAAGAAGUUUGCGUAGAGGAUGUUCACAUGGAAUGUGGUACAUAACCCAUUUUAGUAUUAAUGUCAUUUUGUCUUACUGCCAAGGGAUAGUUUGUGUGCAUUUUUUGUGCUGUUUACUAUUUUAACCAUAUCACAUUUAUAUUAAAUGAUGGGGGUUGUCAUGUACAUUGCAGCUUCAGGCUAGGAACAAAGAAAGUGUGGAAAUACGCAUUUUGUUUGUAAGUGGAGAGAAAAGUAUAAUAUGCAUGGAAAUUGUUUCUCUGCAUUUAUGAAGUUUGAAGUUCAAUGGGUGUAUGCGUGGAAUUUCUGUAUUCAUGCCAUUACUGAGUGUCAUCUUGUUUUUGUG
Macrobrachium nipponense is the source of this 1551-nucleotide messenger RNA. It is a transcript of the gene Hacd2, whose product is annotated as very-long-chain (3R)-3-hydroxyacyl-CoA dehydratase 4-like. Lineage: Eukaryota; Metazoa; Arthropoda; Malacostraca; Decapoda; Palaemonidae. Gene Ontology annotation, molecular function: 3-hydroxyacyl-CoA dehydratase activity. Gene Ontology annotation, biological process: very long-chain fatty acid biosynthetic process; fatty acid elongation; sphingolipid biosynthetic process. The record is from RefSeq and is a predicted model, not a curated record. Gene Ontology annotation, cellular component: endoplasmic reticulum membrane. The transcript is spliced from 10 exons. Bases 109 to 1221 code for a protein of 370 amino acids.